AUGGCGGAGCCAGAAUCGCUGGUGGAUAAGAUCUACGGCCACCACGCAUCGGCGUCUUCAUCGGACUCCGACGACGACAAGAAGAAGUCCAAGCACGACGUCGUUAAACCCAAGGUUGAAGACGACAAGCCGUCUACUCACGAUUCCGUCAAAUCCAAGAUUUUUAGGCUAUUCGGUAGAGAGAAGCCCGUUCACAAGGUUUUGGGCGGUGGCAAACCUGCUGAUGUUCUCCUAUGGAGGAACAAGAAAAUUUCUGCAAGUGUGCUUGGUGGUGCUACUGUAUUAUGGGUUUUCUUUGAGUUGCUUGAAUACCAUCUAAUCACUCUGGUGUGCCAUUUAUUGAUACUCUCUCUGGCUGUCUUUUUCCUGUGGUCUAAUGCAUCAACCUUUAUCAACAAGUCUCCACCACAAAUCCCAAAGGUUCAACUCUCUGAGAGGACUGUCCUUGAUUUGGCAUCUGCACUGAGAAUUGAGCUCAACAGAGCAUUUCACAUUUUGCGGGAUAUUGCAUCUGGGAGAGAUUUGAAGACGUUCCUUGGUGUUAUAGCUGUCUUGUGGAUUGCGUCAGUGGUUGGGAAAUGGUUCAACUUCCUGACCUUAUUCUACAUAACUUUUGUGUUGCUGCACACAUUGCCGGUGAUUUAUGAGAAAUAUGAUGUGCAGAUUGAUGCCUUUUCCGAGAAGGCAUUGAUUGAGUUCAAGAAGCAGUACGCAGUGUUUGAUGCCAAGGUUUUGAGUAAAAUUCCCAAGGGCCCAUUGAAAGAAAAGAAGAAGGAUUAG
Molecule: messenger RNA, 780 nt
Organism: Prunus armeniaca (apricot)
Lineage: Eukaryota; Viridiplantae; Streptophyta; Magnoliopsida; Rosales; Rosaceae
Source: the annotation of a GenBank genome assembly